UACAUAAACCUGAAGAGACCCUUGAGUAGAUCAAACAACAUAAGGCUUUGUACAAAAAUGGAAUCAAGAAUUACAGGAAAUCUGAGGAUUGUGCUGCUGGGUAAAACUGGAUCAGGAAAGAGUGCAACUGGAAACACCAUCCUGGGCAGAAUCGCAUUUGAAGAGGACAUUAAUCCAGAAUCAGUUACUCAAGAAUGUGAGAAACAAGAGACAAUAAAUGGUAACAGGAAGAUCUUGAUAGUUGACACUCCAGGACUCCAGGAUCCAUCAGUGCAUGAAAGAAAAGUGGAGGAAGAAACAGAGAAGUGUUUGGAGAUGUCUGCUCCUGGUCCUCAUGUGUUUCUGCUGGUGGUCAGAGCAGAUGCGAGAUUUACAAAGGAAGAGAAGGAUGCAGUGGAAUGGAUUCAGAAGAACUUUGGAAAAGAAGCAGUACGUCACACCAUUGUUCUCUUCGCUCAUGCUGACAAACUGAAGAAUAAACCUCUUGAAGAUCAUAUCCAAGAGUGUGAAGAUGUACUGGAGUUUGUUCGCAGCUGUGGUGGCAGAUAUCACGCAUUCAACAAUGUGAAUAGACAGAAUCAAGAUCAGGUCACAAAGCUGCUGGAAAAGAUGGAUAAACUGGUGGAGAGUAAUUAUGGGAAUUAUUACACUAAUGCAUAUAUGUAUAAACAAGCCCAGAAAAAGCACAACUGGUGGAAAACUGGAUUUUCUGGUUUCCGGAAAAUGCACUCCACUGAAACAGCUCUUAUCAAAGUCUCUAGUGAUGUGAUGAUGGCAGCGGACACUGGCCGCUACACUGUACUUAUACUUCUCGAUUUGAGUUCUGCCUUUGACACGUGGCACAAGGGUCAGUUUUGGUCAGGAAAUCUGAGGAUUGUGCUGCUGGGUAAAACUGGAUCUGGAAAGAGUGCAACAGGAAACACCAUCCUUGGCAGAGACUCAUUUAAAGAGGACUUUAGUCCAGAAUCAGUAACUCAAGAAUGUGAGAAACAAGUGACAAAAAAAGGUUCAAGGACCGUCUACAUAAUUGACACUCCAGGACUGUUUGACACAUUAAUGGGUGAAAAGAUGGUAAAGAAAUCGAAUUCACCAAUGACUGAAAAAGAACUGAAGGCUAAAAUAGUGAAGUGUCUGGAGAUGUCAGCUCCCGGUCCUCACGUGUUCCUGCUGGUGAUGAGACUGGAUGUGAGAUUCACAGAAGAGGAGAAGAACACAGUGAAAUGGGUUCAGGAGAACUUCGGAGAAGAUGCUUCACGUCACCUCUUCAUUCUGUUCACUCAUCAAGAUCAUCUGAAGACUAAAUCACUGAAGGCUCAUAUAGAAGAGAAUGAAGAUCUACGACAGUUUAUUAUCAGCUGUGCUGGCAAAUAUCACUCAUUCAACAACGAAGACAGAACGAAUCAAGUUCAGGUCACAGAGCUGCUGGAGAAAAUAGAUAAAAUGGUGGAGAGAAAUGAAGGAAAGUACUAUAUUAAAGCAAUGUAUAAACAAACACAGAUAAAAAUUAUCUGUGUAAAACUAAUCAAUGUCUUAUACAGACAUGCUGGAAUAAUAUUAGCAUUAUUAUUAUUAGCAGUAGCUCUAUGGGUCAUGCUAUAAGAAGUUAAAUGAAAUACCAACAUAUGUUUAAGAUGUUGAAGACCAUUAGAAGUGUAUCCUUUUUGGAAAUGUUGACCUUGUAAUUUAUAAUCAGGGUCUUAAUGCAAAUGUUUCAGAACAUAUGGGCUGGUAAUAUCAUUGUUAAACUGGACACUUUUUCUUUUUUGAUUUAAAUGAACUGCAUGUAAAGUUUUUUUGUUAACUUUUGCUUUAACAUAUCUCAUUGUAAAACUUUGAAACUUUAAAAUGUUAUAGUGAAAGUACUUUAUUAAUUUGUGCUAAAAAUACACUUAAAAACCAUAAUCAAACAUUAUGCAAAUGGUUUAUCAGUUUUAAAAAAAAUACAUAUUUUGUACAUAUACAUAUCUUUUUUCAUUGUGUCAGAACUUUUAAAUUACUUAAAUGACAACAUAUUGUUCACAGAUUACAAUAUAUGCCACAAAGGAAAUUAUUCAAUAAAACCUUAGUGUAGACUUCUGAAAAUAUAUUGGCAAAACUUGUAAAAAAUUAUACAUUUGAACAUAAAGUUAUUAAUUUGAAAUAUAAUUACAAAUAAUAAUGAUGUCAUUGCACUGACACUAUUUAUAUGAAAGUUUGGGAAUGGUGACUGUUUAUA
Xyrauchen texanus (razorback sucker) is the source of this 2215-nucleotide messenger RNA. RefSeq names its product GTPase IMAP family member 8-like. The record is from RefSeq and is a predicted model, not a curated record. Bases 58 to 1599 code for a protein of 513 amino acids. NCBI's taxonomy places the organism in Eukaryota, Metazoa, Chordata, Actinopteri, Cypriniformes, Catostomidae. Gene Ontology annotation, molecular function: GTP binding. The transcript is spliced from 5 exons.